Molecule: messenger RNA, 7504 nt
Organism: Rattus norvegicus (Norway rat)
Lineage: Eukaryota; Metazoa; Chordata; Mammalia; Rodentia; Muridae
Source: RefSeq, a predicted model, not a curated record
UGUACUUCUCCCCCACCCCCUUUCUUAUUUGAACCAGCCCCGUUUUCCAUCCUUCUCUCUCCCCCUCCAAGACCCCUCCCUCCCUCGACUUCAAGAUUAUUUUCCUCCCCCUUCUGAGCAUGACAGAAGCAUCCACUUUGGUGUGAUCUUUCUUCUUGGGUUUCAUAUGGUCUGUGAGUUGUAUCAUGGGUAUUCUGAGCUUCUUUUUGGCUAAUAUCCACUUAUCAGUGAGUACACCAUGUGUGGGUUUUGUGUGUGUGUGUGUGUGUGUGUGUGUGUGUGUGUGUAUGUGUGUGUAUGUGUAUGUGUAUGUGUGUCACUGGGUUACCUGACUCAGGAUAUUUUCAAGUUCCGUCUGUUUGCCUGCGGAUUUCAUGAAGUCAUUUUUUAAAAACAGCUGAGUAGUAGAUUCCAUUGUGUAGAUAUACCACAUUUUCUGUAUCCAUUCCUCUGUUAAGGGACAUCUGGUUUGUUUCCAACUUCUGGCUAUUAUAAAUAAGGCUGCUAUGAACAUAGUGGAGCACGUGUCCUUGUUAUAUGUUGGAGCAUCUUUGGAUGUAUGCCCAGGAGUGGUAUAGCUGGGCCCUCAGGUAGUGUGCUAUGUCUAAUUUUCUGAGGAACCGCCAGACUGAUUUCCAGAGUGGCUGUACCAGCUUGCAAUCCCACCAACAAUGGAGGAGUGUUCCUACAUCCUUGCCAGCAUCUGUUGACACCUAAGUUUUUGAUCUUAGCCAUUUUGACUGGUGCGAGGUGGAAUCUUAGGGUUGUUUUGAUUUGCAUUUCCCUGAUGACUAAGGAUGUUGAACAUUUCUUUAGGUGCUUCUCAGCCAUUCAGUAUCCCUCAGUUGAGAAUUCUGUUUAGCUCUGUAGCCCAUUUUUUAAUAAGGUUAUUUGGUUCUCUGGAGGAUAACUUGUUUUUUGUAUAUAUUGGAUGUAGGAUUGGUAAAGAUCUUUUCCCAAUCUGUUGGUUGUAGUUUUGUCCUUAUGACAGUGCCCUUUGCCUUACAAAUGCUUCUCAAUGUUAUGAGGUCCCAUUUCUCGAUUCUUGAUCUUAGAGCAUAAGCCAUUGCAUUCUGUUCAGAAAAAUUUCCCCUGUGCCAAUGUGUUCAAAGUUCUUUCCCACUUUCUCUUCUAUUAGAUUCAUCAUAUCUUGUUUUAUAAUGUGGAGGUCAUUGAUCCACUUGGACUUGAGCUUUGGACAAGGAGAUAAAAAUAGGUCAAUUUACAUUCUUCUACAUGCCAACUGCAGGUUGAACCAGCACCAUUUGUUGAAAAUGCUGUCUUUUUUCCACUGAAUAAUUUUGGCUCCUUUGUCAAAGAUUAAGUGACCAAAGGUGUGUGUGUUCAUUUCUGGGUCUUCAAUUCUAUUCCAUUGAUCUACCUGCCUGUCUCUGUACUAAUACCAUGCGGUUUUUAUCACUAUUGCUCUGUAGUAUAGCUUGAGGUCAAGGAUGGUGAUUUUCCCAUGAAUUCUUUUAUUGUUGAGGUUUUUUGUUAUUCCAAAUUAAUUUGCAAAUUGUUCUAACUCUAUUAAGAAUUGAGUUGGAAUUUUGAUGGGGAUUGCACUGAAUCUGUAGAUUGCUUUUGAUAAGAUGGCCAAUUUUACUAUAUUAAUUCUGCCAAUCCAUGAGCAUGGGAGAUCUUUCCAUCUUCUGAGAUCUUCCUCAAUUUCUUUCUUUGAGACUUUAGGUUCUUGUCGUACAGAUCUUUCACUUGCUUGGUUAGAGUCAUACCAGGAUAUUUUUAUAUUAUUUGUGACUAUUGUGAAGUGUCGUUUCCCUAAUUUCUUUCUCAGCCUGUUUAUCCUUUGAGUAGGCUACUGAUUUUUUGAGUUAAUUUUAUAUCCAGUCACUUUGCUGAUGUUUACCAGGUUUAGGAGUUCUCUUGUGGAUUUUUUAGGUCACUUAUGUAUGCUAUCAUAUCAUCUGCAAAUAGUGAUAUCUUUACUUCCUCCGUUCUAAUUUGUCUCCCUUUGAUCUCCUUUCGUUACUCUGGUAGGACUUCGAGUACUAUAUUGAAUAGAUAGGGGGAGAGUGGGCAGCCUUUUCUUGUCCCUGAUUUUAGUGGGAUUGCUUCAAGUUUCUCUCCAUUUAGUUUGAAGUUGGCUAUUGGCUUGCUGUAUAUUGGCUUUUACUGUGUUUAGGUAUGGACUUUGAAUUCCUGUCUCAGGCUGGUCCGUGGUUCCUGUGUCCCAUGGGGUCCAAUUGUGUCCCCACUUGGGCCAGGUUUUGGAGCAGUAGUGGUGGUCUCAGCUGUGAUCUUAUGUGUGUCAGCAGCCCUGGGAGACCAGCUCUCUCCAGGUGGGAUUUGGGUGUGGAGAGCUGUGGCACAGGGUCAGCCCUGGGGUGCCGAUCAUCAGCUUUUAUAACUAAUAUUGAUUACAAAAACAAUCUCAGGUUCAAAGCAGACUUUCAUUGAAAUCCAUUCUUAGGGAACUGUAGGUAAUUUAGGUAAAGGCAGGUCUUGCCUUGUGUGCGGCUCAACAAAAUCAUCUGCAUGGAUGAAGUGGCAGUGCAGCUGCCGCUAUAGCCCGUGGAGGGCACACAUAAGCCAGGGCAGAGCUCUCCCUGAGUGAAAUGUUCUUGAGAAGGUAACAGAGGAUUCCGUUUUCAUCGCCUAACUUCCUUACAACAUCUCGAUGCUCACAAGUUCAUUUUUCUCUUGUUCUUCUUUUUGAUGUAGCAUCAUGAUUCUUUGAUGUUGACAGCUGUCAAUCCCAUGCAGGCCCAACAAAAUCACUCAGCAGCUCUUUUUGUCUGGGGCUGGUCCACAUGCUUUAUUCCUAUAGACCAGAGAGUCCAAGACCACAUUUGCCCGGACGUGUGAGCAGUGGAGGCCUCGUGCCAUACACGCAGAGAGCUUACAUACUGAGGCUGACCGUGGGGGUUUCUGUUGCUGUGACGACCAGAAGGCAACUUGUGGAGGGCGGGGUUUAUUUGGCUUACACUUCCACAUCACUGUGCAUCACUGGAGGAAAACAGGACAGGAACUCAAGCAGGGCAGAAUCCUGGAGGUAGGAGCUGAUGCAGAGGCCAUAGGGAGUACUACCUAUUGGUUUGCUCCCCAUGGCUUGCUUGGCCUUCUUUUUUUUUUUUUUCUUCUUUUCUUUUUUUCGGAGCUGGGGACCGAAACCAGGGCCUUGUGCUUGCUAGGCAAGCGCUCUACCACGGAGCUAAAUCCCCAACCCCUUGGCCUUCUUAUAGAACCCAUGACCACCGUCCUAGGGAUGGCACCACCCACCAUGGGCCUGGCCCUUUCUUAUUGAUCACUAAUUGAGAAAAUGCCUUACAGCUGGAUCUCAUGGAAGCAUUUCCUCAAGAGAGGCUCUUUCUCUGUGAUGACUCUAGCUUGUGUCAAGUUAGCCCACAAAAUCAGCCAAUACAAUGGAUGUGUAAGUUAGGAUAAAGGUCAGUUUGUACUGGUGGUGUUCAAACUGUGGAACUGUGAACAGGCUCUUUCCCAUCUGACCACAUUCUCCGCUUUCUGAACUGACCCAUGACGGGUAGCAGCAGAGUAUUCUGUUUUAGCUCCAGUUCUGAAAGCUGCUCUCCUCCCCAGCCAGACCUCCACUGUUCUUGCACUCAGCUCUCACAGCACCAUUAGCUACUCCUCUCCAACUCCAGACAGGAGCUUUAGUCCACAUAAACACAUACCAGCAGUAAAGGCAAAAGGAACUAUGUAGAAACACGGUGUGGAGGUGGUGUGAGUGCCUUUUGUAACGUUGUCGACUGUGGUACGAAAGCAAAGCACUGUGACCCACCCCAUCUCCUGCUCUUCUCUUUUCCAGCUGGGGUCUAAACCAACACACCACACUCCGACUCUUACACAGGCCGUCUUUCCUCACAGCCUAGGCUGGCUCAGGCUCAGCGCCUGUACUGCCUCAGUCUCCCAGGCUCUGGCAAGUGCACGCCUUUACAACAGCAUAGAAAGUCCCUUAAUGGGUCUACAGUGUAAGACGGUGUGAUUUAUGACACAUGUUAAAGGAGGAAGGACAGAAACAGACACGUAUGCACAGAAGUUUUACUACUGAAAAUUGAUUGUGUACUAGUCAAAAAAUAAAACUUCGUAUUUCAAAAUCCAAGUUAUAAUCUUAAAGCCAACCACUGAACAGUAACUAGUAAUACAAAGAAAUGACCAAGAAAUUGAAACAGUAUAUUAGACCGUGCUUAACACAAAACAUGGCAGUAAUGAAGUAUUGGGGCUUAAUCCAAGAGAGCAUUAAAAUAAUGAAAAACACGAUUACACAACCCAAGGGCUUUCCCUUGGAAGGAGCCACAGAACUGGCAGAGAGAAAUGGUCCGGCUUAAUGCUGUACACACGAGAUACACUUAAGUCUUCCUUUUUCUUCUUUUUGUUACGAGAGUUGGAGAUCAAAGGCUGUGCUUGCUCGGCAAGCACUCCUGAGGCAGACUUUGGCUUAAAAGACGUAAUGUGCUGAACGCUGGGUUUUGGAAGAGGCAUACGCAGACAGUAUUGAAAGCAGCUGAAUGCCAGCACUGAAUAGAGUUUGGGGUCAGGCGUGUAAAGAAGUGUCAUAAUGACAAACAGGUGGAUCUGAAGAGACCCUCUGACCCCUGGCAACAGCAAGGAAACUCAGGAAGGACCAACAGAACAGCAAGGGCAAGUGGGGAGUUUGACAUAGUUGGCAACAUGAAUCCGUCCUUUAGCGUCUGUGUCCCCAAGAGUGGGAUGGUGGUGAGCGCCUCCUCCAUAGGGCUGCCGUGAGGGGCAGCCUGUCAUAUAAAAGGUACACAUGGUUCACACUGCCACCAUUCACUUAUCAUCAGCACUGCCCCCGUUCGACAGAGCAGGAAGUUGAGGCCUAGGUAGGGACAGUUGGUUUCGAGGCCAGAAUUCAAAGCUAGAUCUGGUUUCGGAAUCACUGACUGUUGUGUCCUGCCUAAGCUUGUGCGUUUGUGUUUCAGGCAGCUGUGUCUGAGGCGAUGGGCCCCCUGCAAGGCCCUCCCAGUGGUCCUGGGCACGCAGACUUGGAGGCAGUACUAUUUCUGCCGGUCUGAGCUUGAGUUCCGUGUGAAAUCUGGGCGGCCACAGGACUUCAUCUGCAAAGCUAUUUCUGGGCACACAGGUAUGGGCUGGAGAGUGUAGGAGCCAUGUCCACUCCCACCGAUCCCCCUCUUCCUGAUCAAGUCUUGGGGUACUUGGCAUCCCAGCUGAUGCCAGUUGAUGAAUGCAGGUCUAUCAUAUCAUAGGGGGAAAGAAUAAGUUGCUAUCUCCAUUUCUAAAUUGUCUAAAACGGCAAGACGGGCCUCGGUAGGCUCUGCUCUUGGGAGUGCUCACCCACCAGCUGAGUGGCUAUAAUGGGAAAAGAGGAACACAUGUGUGUCAGAUCCAUCUCUGCCUGUGCUCUCUUCCAGGAACGAUAGAUCAGCUGGCCUACGUCUCACCCCACGAGUACCGCUUUGAUGAAAAGGCAAGGUCCGUGGUUUGCACUGUGUCUUCAGACUGUACGGUGCGUGCCUGGGAUCUGCAGGAGGUGAGCUGCACCCUGGGGAGGGACGUUUGGGGUGAUUCUCUUAAUGCAGGGCAGGUGUCCCAUUUUGCAGAUGAGACAUCUGAGCUGUGCCUUCGGCUGUCACCAGUAGGACAAACUGAUAACAAGCACAGCCAGGGGACUUUGGAAACUUGAGUGUGACCUAUUUUGUGUGACACAUGCUUGGCUUCCCUCUUGAGACCAGACUUUGCUGAUGGUGAUGGGGGCUCUUGUGGCCUGUGCCUGGGAUGACAGCUGCUUUGCCAUUCCUUACUUCACAGCAAACCACACAGUCACGGUCCUCCAUGCUGGAACUCAUGUUGACACCAGGAGGUUCUGCAAGAAGACAGCUUUUGGUCAGCCCUUUGUGUGUGCGUGAGCGCAUGCCAGCCUGGACAACUUGCCUAGAAUUUUGAACCUUGUCAGUACUUGUGCAGAUGUAAAAUCUGAAGUGUUAGAUGGAAUAUAAAACAAAAGCAUCCACACUAACGGCAGCUUGCCCCGGCAGACGGCCUCUGCUGAGAGAGCGCAUUCUUCCCUUUCCUCCUGUCUCAUUGAACCCCAUCGAUGGCUGUCACCACGGGCGCCUCCAAAUUCCUGUGGCUGCUUGGGAUGCACCCUUGCACACUAAGCUCUGUUGCUCCUUUCUCUGGAACUCAGUUGAGUCGCAUGAAGGAAAACACCACACAAUCUUACUUUAGAACCAACAGGGCACAGAGAUGUGGUCGAGCCCUGUGCAGCCUGCCCCUCUGGUGAAUUUGGUGGCCUACCCUCAGCUGCAGCUGGUUGUCACUGUGGAUACACAGGGCCUGAUCCGGGGGUGGAACACAGACACAGGGUCUGAAUGGGCCUUCUUCAGCUUACCCACUUCCUGUUCUUCAAUGGAGGCCUGCGACCACCCAGAGGGCUCCUUCCUGCUGGUAGCCUGUGCUGAAGGGACCCUCUACACCAUGACGGUACCUCAGUUGCAAGUCGUCUUCAGAGUGGCCACAUUUCCUCACACCCCUGUAAGCCUCAUGUGCUCACCUGACAAACAGUGGGUACUUGUGUCUGCACAAGACUCCGACUUAGGCCCAAAGGUGUUCUACACUCAGCCCUUGCUACACCCAUCAGAAGACAGACUUCCUGCCUCUGCUACCCUCCCCAUCAGGCUGAGCUCCAGAGCAUGCUGGGCUCCAGAUGAGGCGGCCAGGCUCAUGGUGACACACAGAGAUGACAGUGGCGUCCAUCUGGUUAUCACUACCUUCGAGUUAAAGGCCAACAAGUCCAGGGACAGAGUGAGCAUCCUGGCACAGCAGCUGGCCAGCUUCCCCCUGCCAGACACCAUGACUCCUCACCUCAUGCAGGGCCACGGCUCCCAAGUGAUCCUGCUCACCUCUGGGUCAGAGCUGGUGCUGUUCAACAUUCACGGCCUGCAGCUGAUGGCCUUCCAGGACCACCAGAAGCCCAUCACGUCUGUGUGGGUGGAUCCAGACCGUGUCAUCACUGCUGCCUUGGACCUGUCCUUGUGUGUCUACGUGUGGAAUAAGGAGAACACAUCUCCCAUUCUCAAGAGCUGUUAUCAUUUGCUCGGGGGAUCUCACAGAUGGGCCAGUGGAUUCACCCACGUGAAAAGCGACAGCAGGAGCAUUGCUGGGGUGGAAGCCAGAAGCACUGGAACAAGUAUUCUGAGGUCAUAUUGCUACAAGGUUCAGCUUGGGUAGGCGCCACCAGUUGAAGAUGCUCUUGCUUGGUGUGCAGAGUCCUUACCAAAGAUGUUGUUGGCUCUAGGGAAAGAACUAGCAAGGUGCCCGCUGCCUUCUCACAGUGAGCCAGUCAAGUAGUUUCUAUUGUCUUAGGCUUCCCUGUCCUGCUCAGAGAAGCACGGGAGAAUCAGCACCAUCUCCAGUCACAGAGUGGACCGCUUAUGGUAGUGAUAAUUAAUGGCCUGCUUGUUUGCAGCGUCCAGAUGGCCAUAGAGCUGCUUUUGUUAUCAAGAAUGUAAUUAAAAUAUUUUUAUCUGCCUGUGCUGUA